This is a messenger RNA of Angiostrongylus costaricensis, 210 nucleotides long. The record is from the annotation of a GenBank genome assembly. Lineage: Eukaryota; Metazoa; Nematoda; Chromadorea; Rhabditida; Metastrongylidae.
AUGGAGGGGAAGGAGAUUGAUAACUAUCGCCGGCUGACGUUUGCAGGAAUCACAGUGGCUGCUGUGGCAACAAUCACGUCCGUCGUCGUCGUGCCACUUCUGUUCUCAUACGCUCAGAACGUCCAUUCACAACUAGAGGUCGAACUGAAGUUCUGUGUGAUGAGUACGCACAAUUUAUUUGACGAAAUGAGAAAGGUAAGCCUCAGCUAG